Doryrhamphus excisus (bluestripe pipefish) is the source of this 1617-nucleotide messenger RNA. RefSeq names its product hsp90 co-chaperone Cdc37-like. The record is from RefSeq and is a predicted model, not a curated record. NCBI's taxonomy places the organism in Eukaryota, Metazoa, Chordata, Actinopteri, Syngnathiformes, Syngnathidae. Gene Ontology annotation, molecular function: heat shock protein binding; protein kinase binding; protein-folding chaperone binding. Gene Ontology annotation, cellular component: cytoplasm. Gene Ontology annotation, biological process: protein folding; protein stabilization.
GUUUCACUUGUUUCUUGAGCCAUGUUGGCUUGAGCGUCACAACUGAACACAACAAACCUGAGGCUGAGUUUGGGUUUACAUUUAGACGUUGGAUCAGAGGAUGAACCAAACACGUAUCGGAUCAGAGAUCGACUACAGUGAUUGGGAUCACAUCUACCUGUCGGACGAUGAUGACGUCACCAGCCCAUUUGUGGACACACCUAGCUUGUUCCGGAUGAGACACCGGAGCCGUCUGGAGAAGAUGGCCGAGUUCCAGCAGAGAGGAGAUGAUCUGGAGAUCAACCUCACAGAAUGUAGCACACUGCUGGAGGAAACCCAGGGACGACUCCAAGAGCUGGAAGAUGAAAGCAGGAGCGUGGAGGGAGGAGAAGACAUUGAGCUGAUGAGACUUCGAGCGGAGGUGAGCAAACUGAAAACAGACAAAAAAACAUUUGAGAAGAUGAUGGAGGAACACCGUCGCCAAGAGAAGAAGCUUCCCUGGAAUGUAGACACCAUCAGCAAAGAGGGUUUCAGCAAGACUAUUGUCAACACAAAGACACAGGAGGAAAAAGUGGAGACACACGAGACCUUUGUGGAGAAGUACGCCAUGGAAAUCAAACACUUUGGGAUGAUGCGGCGUUGGGAAGACAGCCAGAAGUAUCUGUCCGAGAACCCACAUCUGGUGUGUGAGGAGACAGCAAACUGUCUUGUGGUCAUGUGUAUUGACUAUGAGGUUGAUGAGAAACAUGCUCUAAUGGAGCAGGUGGCCCACCAGGCCAUCGUCAUGCAGUCCAUCUUGGAUUUGGGAAAAUUGCUUCAAGUGGACCCACGAGGCUGCUUCAGACAGUUCUUCGCAAGGAUGAAGAACUGUGACAAGUCGGAACAGGAAGCGUUUCAGCGUGAGUUGGAGAUCCUGAAGGAGCGGGUUCGCAGCCGUGCAGAAUUGCGUAUGGAGGAGGCCAUGAAGGAGCUGGAGGAGGAGGAGAAGCAGAAAAGAAUGGGACCGGGUGGCCUAGACCCUGUUGAGGUCUACAAGUCACUACCAAAGGACAUGCAGAGGAGCUUUGAUGAGAAGAACAUCGGGAUGCUCCACAAGGCCAUCAGCAAACUGCACCCUGAUGAGGGCAAGUAUCACUUCGCUAGGUGUGUUGACUCUGGACUCUGGGUGCCUGAGGCAGGAGACGAUGAAGAGGAUGAGGAAGAGGACUAAACAACAUGGCAGCAUGAUGAUUGUGUGGACUGACUCUUAACCUUUCGUAGUUAUGUAAUUAAUUGCUGGCUCCCUCCUCCCUUCCCACUCGUUCUCCUUCAUAAUUAAUUCUUGGGUUUGAUUUAGUGGUCUGUGCAGGAUUUUGCAGGCAAAGCUUCUUUGUGCAGUCACUUUCAGCAAAUAGAAAACAAUCAGUGCAGGUCCCAGAGCGUAAAUCAAAUUUCGAUAAUGGAAAAACCAACAGGAAUGUGUGUGUUUGUGUUUAGUUGAUGUGAUUGCAUUGUUGUCUUGUCACCCAGCAGGUUGUCUUCUACCAAUAAAAUGUUGGAACACUGUGUUGGAACUGUUGGUUGCACUGCAGACUGCAGAUUUUUAACAAUGCAAUAAUCUAAUGAUGGUGUGUACUUCAUGUCUAUGAAAUAAAAUAG